Messenger RNA from Pseudovirgaria hyperparasitica, 1662 nucleotides. RefSeq names its product MFS general substrate transporter. Gene Ontology annotation, biological process: transmembrane transport. Lineage: Eukaryota; Fungi; Ascomycota; Dothideomycetes; Acrospermales; Acrospermaceae. The transcript is spliced from 3 exons. The coding region runs from base 1 to 1662 and encodes 553 amino acids. Gene Ontology annotation, molecular function: transmembrane transporter activity. The record is from RefSeq and is a predicted model, not a curated record.
AUGUCACAAGCCCUCUCAAAUGGCAAGGGAAACGCAAUCCCCGAGCAGGCCCAAGAUGGAUAUCCAAGAUUGUCGAAACGUAUAAUUAUCAUGUCUGCGGCUUAUCUGGCCAUGUUCCUCGUCACGUUGGACCAAAACAUUCUAGCUACAGCAACGCCUCGGAUUACCGAUGAAUUUCAUUCGCUCGACGAUUUGUCCUGGUAUAAUACGGCCUACAUCUUGACGAUGUGUUGCUUCCAGCUUCUCACAGGGAAGAUUUACAAGUACUAUCCGGUGAAGCCAAUCUUUCUGAUAUCCUGCGUCAUAUUCGAGAUCGGAUCUGUCGUCUGCGGUGCGGCUCCUGACUCACCAAGUUUCAUCGUGGGACGCGCGAUUGCUGGGUUAGGAUCUUCAGCGAUCUUCUCAGGGGUCAUGGUAAUACUGUUCAAUGUCGUUCCAUUGCAGGAGCGUCCUAUCUACCAGGGACUGUUCGGCGCUGUAUAUGGUUUUGCGUCGGUUGUGGGACCACUAAUCGGAGGAACCUUCACCGAUAAGGUUAGCUGGCGGUGGUGUUUCUAUAUCAAUCUUCCCGUGGGCGCAAUAUCCAUUAUUGUCACCUUCUUUUUUGUCGACCAGCGAGGGCAGAAGCUUGACUCUCCAGCUUCUAGCUUCGUAGGCAGAGUUCAACAGCUGGAUCCAAUUGGCACCAUCGUAGUUCUACCGGCCAUCGUCUGUCUAAUACUGGCCUUGCAAUGGGGUGGGGUCAAAUAUCCUUGGAAUGAUGCCCGCAUCAUUAUACUCUUCGUACUGAGCGUCGUCCUGUUUCUGGUGUUCAUUGGGAUCCAGAUCUGGAAACAGGAAGAUGCAACAUUACCACCACGAAUUGUCAAGCAACGGAGUAUAGCGGGUGCUACUUGGUUCGGAUUAUGCAACGGCGCUGCCGCACAGGUCAUAGUCUUCUACUUACCGUUGUGGUUCCAAGCGAUCAAGGGCGUAAGUGCCAUAAAGUCCGGAAUCAUGCUGCUUCCGACAAUGAUUGCAACAGUCCUUUGCUCGGUAGGGUCUGGGGUGAUUCUUACCAAAUUGAUUCCAUACAACAAUCCUUUCUUUUAUGCCAGCUCGCUACUUAUGCCCAUCGGAGCAGGUCUCCUAACAACACUAGAGCCCAGCACUGGUCCUGCUAAAUGGAUUGGCUACCAAGUGGUUCUCGGAAUUGGCCUCGGACUUGGCUUGCAGCAGGGCUUGGUUGUCGUACAAACUGUUCUCAGACGGGCGGACGUCGCGACCGGGACUGUAUUUGUCCUCUUCGUGCGCUUCCUUGGUACAGCCAUUUGCCUCCCAAUCGGACAAGCCAUCUUUCUGAAUAGCUUGGUCAAAAAUCUUACAGGAAUGCCUAGUAUUGAUCCAAGCGAAAUAGCUAAUACCGGGGCCACGAACAUAAGAGACAUGGUGUCGGGGAAGGAAUUGAGUCUUCUUCUUUUCGGCUAUAACGAUGCCCUCGUUAAUACAUUCUAUGUCGCCGUCGGACUCGGUUGCGCCUCUGUAAUCGGUACUGUCACAGUGGAAUGGCGAAGAUUAGGUCAGGAUCAGGGUGUUGAUGCCAGACAAGUAGAUCUGACAUGCGCUGUUACCUGUGAUGGCGUGUCCCAAUCUCGCAGUCCAGAGAGACGCAAAAGAUCGUAA